AUGGCCGAUCUAUUUGGAUGGCUCAUCUCCUUCUUCCUCCUCGUCGCCUUACUCGUCCUCAUCACUUACCAGCUAAUGUGCCUCGCAGACCUAGAAUUUGAUUAUAUAAAUCCUUACGAUUUCGCCGGGCGAAUCAAUUCUGUGGUUUUGGUUGAAUAUAUUCUUCAAGGUGUCCUUUGCUGCUUCUACCUUGUUACUGGCCAUUGGUUUAUGUCAGUGUUGUGUGUUCCUUAUCUAUACUUCAAUAUCAGAUUGUAUAGACAAAAAAAGCAUUUAAUUGAUGUUACUGAGAUAUUCAGCAUGCUCUCGUGGGAAAAGAAGCAACGACUCGUCAAACUCUUUUAUCUUGUUACAACUCUUUUCCUCUCUGUAUUUUGGCUGAUAUAUACAACAUUGGAUGAGCAUGAUGCGUAA
This is a messenger RNA of Lathyrus sativus (Indian pea), 414 nucleotides long. The record is from the annotation of a GenBank genome assembly. Lineage: Eukaryota; Viridiplantae; Streptophyta; Magnoliopsida; Fabales; Fabaceae.